Messenger RNA from Cladophialophora bantiana CBS 173.52, 1179 nucleotides. RefSeq lists its product as uncharacterized. Bases 1 to 1179 code for a protein of 392 amino acids. Gene Ontology annotation, cellular component: plasma membrane. The record is from RefSeq and is a predicted model, not a curated record. Gene Ontology annotation, molecular function: low-affinity zinc ion transmembrane transporter activity. The transcript has a single exon. NCBI's taxonomy places the organism in Eukaryota, Fungi, Ascomycota, Eurotiomycetes, Chaetothyriales, Herpotrichiellaceae. Gene Ontology annotation, biological process: zinc ion import across plasma membrane.
AUGUCCAACCUCGAGUCCUUCGUUCAUCUGAUGGUUCGGCAAGAUGAUUCUGGAGCGACUCCAGCUUGUGAUACAGGCAACGACUAUGAUGGCCGCAUCGGCUUACGAGUUGCCGCCCUCUUCAUAAUAUGGAUCACCUCGUCGAUAGGCGCCGCCUUUCCCAUCUUUGCAAACCGGCACCGAGGACUAAAAGUGCCAGAGCCUGUGUUCUUCAUCUGCAAGUACUUUGGAUCUGGUGUCAUUAUCGCUACCGCCUUCAUCCACCUCCUAGCUCCUGCGACCGAUGCGUUAACAGAUCCAUGUCUUACCGGGCCCAUAACAGAAUACGACUGGGCCGAGGGUAUCGUCCUGAUGACCAUAUUUGUUUUAUUUUUCGUUGAAUUGAUGGUCAUGAGAUAUGGGAAUUUUGGUGGAGCACAUAAUCACGAUCAUGGAGAUGGGCAUGCUCAUGCACGUGCUCAUUCUCAUUCACACGCGGUCGACCUGGAGAGGUCGACAACCGACACGGAAAUGACUCCCGCACCAGGUUCAUCGCCUUACAAAGACAGUCCCCACUCGGUGAGCCUGCCUCUAUCCACGCGGCUGUCGCGCUCUCAAAGUACACAUGUGCCUGGAGAAGAUCACAUGGGCCAUGCUCGUGAACACAGCGAAAUCGAGGAGGCCGCCAACCCGUUCAGCCUCGAAGACUACAAAGCGCAGAUGACGGCCAUUUUCAUCCUCGAAUUCGGAAUCAUCUUCCACAGCGUCUUCAUUGGUCUGACGCUUGCUGUGGCCGGCAGCGAGUUUGACACGCUUUUCAUCGUCAUUAUUUUUCACCAGACCUUUGAGGGCCUCGGGUUGGGAUCCCGGCUCGCCGUAACGCCGUGGCCGAAAGACCGACGAUGGACCCCCUACGUCUUAGCGUUGUCCUAUGGCCUCAGUACUCCUCUGGCAAUUGCCAUCGGCUUGGGAGUAAGGAAGAGCUAUCCUCCUAAUUCCCAGACGACACUCAUCGUCAAUGGCGUCUUUGAUUCGAUGUCCGCCGGCAUCCUGAUCUACACGGGGCUGGUGGAACUGAUGGCUCACGAGUUCAUGUUCAGCAUCUCAAUGCGCAGAGCGAGUAUCCGCACAGUCAUGGCGGCUUUUGUUACCAUGUGUCUUGGUGCAGGACUUAUGGCAUUGCUUGGGAAAUGGGCUUAG